Molecule: messenger RNA, 1979 nt
Organism: Eucalyptus grandis
Lineage: Eukaryota; Viridiplantae; Streptophyta; Magnoliopsida; Myrtales; Myrtaceae
Product: serine carboxypeptidase-like 13
Exons: 15
Biological process (GO): secondary metabolic process; proteolysis
Molecular function (GO): acyltransferase activity, transferring groups other than amino-acyl groups; serine-type carboxypeptidase activity
Source: RefSeq, a predicted model, not a curated record
AUGAAAUUCAGAUAUUUGUUCAAUCGAUACUACUAUUACUACUACAGUAACAAGAAUUUGGAUUCACUCUCUUGUUGGGACUUUUACUACUACUACUACUACUACUACUACUACUACUAUACUGCUACUGCUACUGCUACUGCUACUCCUACUACUACUACUACUACUACUAACAAGAAUUUGAUUCACUCCCUUGUUGGGACUUUGGCUGCUGCUGCUGCUGCUAACAAGAAUUUGAUUCACUCCCUUGCUAGGACUUUUGCUGCAUCAAUUCCCAUAUUAAUUGGGUUGAUAUUUGCAGUUCGGAAAGACAAGAAGUGGUCAUUGGCGUUUCUUGGCCUUGCUCUGUGUCUCCUGUCUCGCUCUGCACUCUCGCAGACAGUGAUCAAGACCCUCCCAGGAUUUCCCGGUGAACUUCCUUUCUAUCUUGAAACUGGGUACGUUGGGGUGGGCGAUUUGGAAGAUGUGCAGAUGUUCUACUACUUCGUCAAGUCGGAGAGGAGUCCAAAAGAUGAUCCUCUGGUGCUCUGGAUCACUGGAGGCCCCGGUUGCUCCACUCUCUCUGCAAUUCUGUAUGAGAUUGGUCCAUUCACGUUCAACUACGAGAAUUUAACUCCGAGCAGACCGACUCUGAAAGUGCAUGAAUACUCAUGGACAAAGGUUGCAAACAUCAUAUUCGUAGAUGAGCCUGUCGGAGCUGGGUUCUCUUACGCGAAUAAUUGGGAAAGCUACAAUGUGAAUGACAAUAUUUCGGCCACGGAUACUUAAGAGUUUCUUAGGAAGUGGCUCACGUUGCAUCCUGAGUUUCUGAGCAACCCACUCUACAUCGGUGGUGAUUCUUAUGGCGGCUUUAUCAAUCCGAUUGUCACUCUGAAAGUUGCUGAAGGAAUUGAAGCGGGCCUUGAGCCAAUAAUGAAUCUGAAGGGGUACUUGCUUGGAAACCCAGUAACAAAUUUGCAAAGUGACGAGAAUUCAAGGGUCCGAUUUGCUUAUUUGAAGGCUCUUAUAUCUGAAGAGUUGUACAAGUCGGCGGACAAAAAUUGUAAUGGCGAUUUCAUAAACGUGAAUGAAAGCAAUGCUGCUUGCGUCGACGACCUCAAAAUCGUGACUAUGUGCCUGGAGAAAUUAGACAUAGCAAACAUAUUAGAACCAAAUUGCUUAUAUUCGACUCCAAAAUCGACGGUGGAUGGUACGUGGGACCCGAGCUUACUCAAUCGAGACCCUACAUUUCUUGCCUUACCGCAGCUUCCUGGGGUCUGGUGCCGGGUCUAUAACUACAUGCUUUCCUAUACUUGGGCUAACGAUAGAGCCGUUCAAGAGGCUCUUCACGUCCGACCGGGAACAAUUAGGAAGUGGGCAAGGUGCAACGAGAGUAUAUCUUACGAAUACAGUAUUAGAGAAGUGAUUGACUAUCACAAAGAGCUCUUGAAAAGGGGAUAUAGAGCACUUAUAUAUAGUGGUGACCAUGACAUGGCCAUCCCGUAUGUGGGAACACUCGCAUGGAUUGAGACAUUGAAUUUAACAGUAUCUGAAGAUUGGCAAGCGUGGUUUGUCGAUGGACAAGUUGCAGGAUACACUACAGUAUACUCUUACGGAGAAGCCUAUCUUACAUAUGCAACCGUCAAGGGAGGAGGACACACAGCUCCAGAGUACAAGCCCAAGGAAUGUUUUGCCAUGAUUGAUAGGUGGUUUGCUUAUUAUUACCUCUAAUCUGGUGGAGAUCGAGAUGAAUGCUAUCAUUGCCAAAGCCAAAGGUCCUUAAUUUGCAUGAAUAUUAUGCAAUUCGAAUUUGUGUUUUGGUGUAUCUAACCCGCGUCGAUGUUCAAAUAAAUAUCUUCUCUCAUCUCCUAUAAAUCCCGUAUCCGCUGAGGGAUUUAAUUUUUUAACUCUUAAUGUGUUUUUAUUGCAUGAACUUUGUUAAUGAGUGAUAAAACGGCACUUGAUGAGUAACUGAAUAAGUGUACUUCAAAAUUCUCCAA